Molecule: messenger RNA, 465 nt
Organism: Cyphomyrmex costatus
Lineage: Eukaryota; Metazoa; Arthropoda; Insecta; Hymenoptera; Formicidae
Product: 60S ribosomal protein L37a
Exons: 3
Coding region: 162-440 (92 amino acids)
Biological process (GO): translation
Cellular component (GO): ribosome
Molecular function (GO): structural constituent of ribosome
Source: RefSeq, a predicted model, not a curated record
CGAAGCGCGGAGUCGAAUCACGUCAAAUGCAGACAAGUCAGCGCGGUUAUCAGCCCGUCAGCCGUUAGAUGAGCCACGUUCGUUCGACGCUCACGUGAACUUCUUUCCUCAUUCCUUCCGGAGUUCCGGGUCUUUACAAGAGCGAUCUCCACUUGUCAAAAAUGGCGAAACGUACAAAGAAGGUAGGAAUCACCGGAAAAUAUGGCACCCGUUACGGUGCUUCUCUUAGGAAAAUGGUUAAGAAAAUGGAAAUUACCCAACACAGCAAGUAUACUUGCUCGUUUUGUGGUAAGGAGGCCAUGAAGCGUAGUGUCGUAGGAAUCUGGUCCUGCAAACGAUGCAAAAGGACUGUUGCUGGUGGUGCGUGGGUAUAUUCUACGACAGCCGCUGCUUCAGUAAGAUCAGCUGUACGUAGAUUACGUGAAGUUAAAGAACAGUAAAUGUAUGUAAUAAAUAUCUUUUUAA